UAAUAUAUCCUGUGCUGUGAUUACAGGAGGAGCAAGUUCUGGUGUUCUUUCUGGUUACUAUACUAGAAGGGGGUAAACUGUUGGCGCUUGCAUAUUAUAAUACAGGAAAAGUCCACACUGCCUGGGUUUGGUGAUUAAAAUACAGAAGGAUGAGAUUUCGCUGCCACUUCUGUCCUUGGAUGUUCCAGUGUGGGAGAAGCAGCCCCCGUCCUGUCUGUCUGGUUAAUCUGCUACAGAAGGAGCAGAUAGUGAUUGGACUUGUUCCAGGUUAUUAAUUAUACAGGUGGAGUAGAUGAUGGUGUUGUCUCUACACCAGGUGUCUGUAGGGGAUGUGUACUGUACAGGAGCAGCAGGCUGUGGUGUCAUCUGUGUGCUGUUAUAUUACAGGAAGAGUAGAACCUGUCCUAUAAUAUUACAGGAGGAGCAGGCUGUGGUGUCAUCUGUGUGCUGUUAUAUUACAGGAAGAGUAGAACCUGUCCUAUAAUAUUACAGGAGGAGCAGGCUGUGGUGUCAUCUGUGUGCUGUUAUAUUACAGGAAGAGUAGAACCUGUCCUAUAAUAUUACAGGAGGAGCAGGCUGUGGUGUCAUCCGUGUGCUGUUAUAUUACAGGAAGAGUAGAACCUGUCCUAUAAUAAUACAGGAGGAGCAGGCUGUGGUGUCAUCCGUGUGCUGUUAUAUUACAGGAAGAGUAGAACCUGUCCUAUAAUAAUACAGGAGGAGCAGGCUGUGGUGUCAUCCGUGUGCUGUUAUAUUACAGGAAGAGUAUAACCUGUCCUAUAAUAUUACAGGAGGAGCAGGCUGUGGUGUCAUCUGUGUGCUGUUAUAUUACAGGAAGAGUAGAACCUGUCCUAUAAUAUUACAGGAGGAGCAGGCUGUGGUGUCAUCUGUGUGCUGUUAUAUUACAGGAAGAGUAGAACCUGUCCUAUAAUAAUACAGGAGGAGCAGGCUGUGGUGUCAUCUGUGUGCUGUUAUAUUACAGGAAGAGUAGAACCUGUCCUAUAAUAUUACAGGAGGAGCAGGCUGUGGUGUCAUCCGUGUGCUGUUAUAUUACAGGAAGAGUAGAACCUGUCCUAUAAUAUUACAGGAGGAGCAGGCUGUGGUGUCAUCCGUGUGCUGUUAUAUUACAGGAAGAGUAUAACCUGUCCUAUAAUAUUACAGGAGGAGCAGGCUGUGGUGUCAUCUGUGUGCUGUUAUAUUACAGGAAGAGUAGAACCUGUCCUAUAAUAUUACAGGAGGAGCAGGCUGUGGUGUCAUCUGUGUGCUGUUAUAUUACAGGAAGAGUAUAACCUGUCCUAUAAUAUUACAGGAGGAGCAGGCUGUGGUGUCAUCCGUGUGCUGUUAUAUUACAGGAAGAGUAGAACCUGUCCUAUAAUAUUACAGGAGGAGCAGGCUGUGGUGUCAUCUGUGUGCUGUUAUAUUACAGGAAGAGUAUAACCUGUCCUAUAAUAUUACAGGAGGAGCAGGCUGUGGUGUCAUCUGUGUGCUGUUAUAUUACAGGAAGAGUAGAACCUGUCCUAUAAUAAUACAGGAGGAGCAGGCUGUGGUGUCAUCUGUGUGCUGUUAUAUUACAGGAAGAGUAGAACCUGUCCUAUAAUAUUACAGGAGGAGCAGGCUGUGGUGUCAUCUGUGUGCUGUUAUAUUACAGGAAGAGUAGAACCUGUCCUAUAAUAUUACAGGAGGAGCAGGCUGUGGUGUCAUCUGUGUGCUGUUAUAUUACAGGAAGAGUAGAAUCUGUCCUAUAAUAUUACAGGAGGAGCAGGCUGUGGUGUCAUCCAUGUGCUGUUAUAUUACAGGAAGAGUAGAACCUGUCCUAUAAUAUUACAGGAGGAGCAGGCUGUGGUGUCAUCUGUGUGCUGUUAUAUUACAGGAAGAGUAGAACCUGUCCUAUAAUAUUACAGGAGACUUUACAGGACUCACACCAGUUUGGGAUUAAGUUACUGGGGUGUGCAGCACGCUACCCAGAGUUUGUACGUUCCUGUUCACCUGUCGUCUCCUUUUUAGUGAAAUGUUGCGCUUGUGUACCAGAGGCAGGCGAGUGGACUGUGAGCUCUGAUGCAGUGGCCACCUUGACCGAUGUAUCCGAAGUGUACUGGACUAAGAUACGUAAUUACAGUAGAGUUUUUGAAGUCCUAUAGAACAGGGGUAGGCGACCUUUGUUACACCAGCUGUUGUGAAACUACAACUCCCAGCAUGAACGGAGCUUGCUGGGAAGAUUAGUUUCACAACAGCUGUAGUUACAAAGGUUGCUGCCCCUGUUAUAGAACAUGAAUUUCUUCCUUUGCCUACGUACAAGAAGAAAAUAUAAACAAGGAGCACAAGAAACCUAUUGUCUGUGAGAUCACACUAUGAGAAAACAGAGACUUGAACAACUAGGGAAAAAGAGUCUACAGAUCCACAUGUGGAUAAUGUAUUUCUUUCGUUUCUCACUUUGGGUUUUCUUUAGAUUCUAUGAAGACGUUGUGUGUCCUUCUUAAGUCACAUACCUGACAGAAACAGAAUGGAUGCAUAUCAGGGUGACAUGACUGAUUCGAUGAAGAUGGCGAAAAACAAAAACCACAUCACAAAGAUUAUCUUAAACCUCACUCUGGAGAUCAUAUACAUGCUGACAGGAGAGGAAUACACUGUAGUGAAGAAAACAUCUAGUGAGUGUUUGAUUCACAGUAGCUGCCCCUGUUUGUCAGAAGAAUGGAACAAGACCCAAAGCCCCAUGGUGGAGUCUUCAUCUGACUCAGUGAUACAUGACAAAAACAAUGAUCAGAGGAUUCUGGCACUAACCAACAAGAUAGUUUAUCUUCUGACUGGAGAGGUUCCUAUAAGAUGUCAGGAUGUCACUGUCUAUUUCUCCAUGGAGGAGUGGGAGUAUUUAGAAGGACAUCAGGAUGUGUACAAGGACAUCAUGAUGGAAACGCACCAGCUUCUCACAUGUCCAGAUGGAUACAAUAAAAGUGAUUUACAAGAAACAUGUCGUGCAGAAGAUCACAGUGUUCCACAAGAGGCUUCCCGUGUACUCUGUGGUGUUUCUUACAUGGACAGAUCAACACUUCAAAUAAAUCUGGCUGGACAAAGAGAUCCCACUGAGGCUAUUAAAGCAUCUGAAGCGUCUUCCACUCCUAUUUCUUCACCAGAUGAUUUCAGUAAUGACCAUAAUAGUAUUAGAAAUUUCCAGACACCAAAAUGUACAUCAUUAGAUAAACUGAAGAUAAAUAACUGUCUGGAGAAGGUUUCAGAGAAACCAGUAUUAUAUGGACCAGAAAAUCUAUGUAAUCCGUUCAUGCAUAUAUCUGCAGACCACAUCCCACACUUCCAAUCUCUUCAUGUUAAGGAGGAACCAGUCACAUCAAAUGAAGAAAAUUUUACAGACUCAAGCGAUCAUACUCAAGAUCUGUCUAUAUGUAUUAAGGAAGAACCAUGGAAUGAAGGAGAUUAUACAGACAUGUAUACACCCACAGCUCAUGUACAACAAUAUUCAUCAGCUCAUAUAGAAUUAUUUGUCUCCUAUGAAGAAAAACCCUUUAUGAACAAUGGCACUGUUCUAGUCAAUAGUCCUACUGAAUACGUGGCCUCUUCUGCUUCCACAGACAUAAAUAAUGAACAGCAAUGUAAGAUAGCUGAAAAGCCAUAUUCCUGUGUUGAGUGUGGGAAAUGUUUUAAACUAAAGUCUUACCUUAUUGCACACCAGAGGCGACACACAGGAGAGAAGCCAUAUUCAUGCCUUGAAUGUGGUAAAUGUUUUAGCAGGAUGUCAAAUCUCGCAAACCACAAGAAAGUUCACACAGGAGAAAAGCCGUUUGCUUGUUCAGAAUGUGGGAAAAGUUUUGCUAGGAACUCAAAUCUUGUUGUCCAUCAAAGGGUCCAUACAGGAGAAAAACCAUAUCCUUGUAUUGAAUGUGGGAAAUGUUUCUUUAGUAAUUCAUAUCUUGUUGUUCAUCAGAGAAUCCACACUGGAGAGAGGCCAUAUUCUUGUUCUGAAUGCUUGAAAUGUUUUAUCAGUAGCUCGGAACUGUUGAAGCAUAGGAAAAAUCACAUGAGAAAUGAGAUUCUAAAAGAUUCAGAAUAUUUGCUCUGAUUUGUAGAACAGCCAUUUGAAAAUGUAAGGACCCCCACAUAAAGUUUUUUUUUAAAUAUGUAUAUACAUAACCAUAUACAAUAUGUAUAUACAUAGCCAAAAAACCUUAACAAAUUGACUUUUCAAUAAUGUAAUACAGAAUUAUGUGGAACAGAAUAUUUGGCUCUAAUAUUUGGUAUUGCCUUCCCUGGCAAAAAUACCCCCACCAUGUGUUUCUUAUACCUGUCUACCAGUCUCUAACAUGAGCUGGUAGAAUUUUUUUCCUGCUCUUCGAUGGAGAAUUUUUGCAACUAAUCAGUGUUUGGUUUCUUGCAUGCAUAACCCAUUUAAAAUCCCCUACAGCAUAUUUACCACUUUUAAUUGUGCAUCAGUUUUGUGACAGUCUCAUAUUAUCCUAAAGCACACCCUCUGAGAAAAUGGUGGAUUCUAUGAUGGUAAGUUGUCCAGACCUAAUGUAGUAAAGCAGCUGCCAACCAUAAGAUUUCUACCACUAUGUGUUAUGGUUGGUAUCAAGUCAUUUUGGUUAAACCAUGUUAUUUUUGGUUUUGGUUUUUGAUGUUUCCUGGUACUGUGGCAAAAUACAUUAUUUUGCCCCAAAUAAAUUUUUGGGCUUAUUUGUUCAACGCAUGUUGUUCUACAACUUUGAAAAUGUUGGUGUUCUUUCUGGACAACCCAGGUUUACCCCUGGUACACGGGUGGCUAGAGCUACAAUGCAUUUCUUCUUUCAUCAUCUAGCAUUCUGCUCUUGACAGUUUUAAAAAAAUCUCUAUUAGUGGAUAAAAUACUGGACAGUAGAAUUAUUGGUGUCCAGUUGUUGUGGAUCUUUUGAAAUUCCUUUAUAGCCUUCUAAGGCCUCCAGAAAGGUUAUGUAUGCUUAUAAGUCUCUUUGGCUUGUGAUAAUACCCAUUUAAACAACAAAUAACAAAAGCUACUAGUAGCAGAACAGGUGGAGCAUAUAAAAUCCAGUAGUAUUAUGUGCUGUGUGGCCAUAAACCAUUAAGGAACGGUUCCUGGUCACAACGUGCUGCAAGUAUGGACGCCCCUAAGCAGGGUUCACAUGUUUUGCAUGCACUACGUCUGAGAUUUGCUGGAGAUGUGGUUGAAGGUUGUGCCAACAUAGAGAUUGGAGCAGUUUACAAAUGACAAAUGCAUCUGAAAGCACUUUUAUUUUUUAAUGACCCUGUACAUGUGAUUUGAGCCUUAAAGGGGUUCAUAAUAAUGAAAAUACUGAAAAAAACAUGUUAUUCUAAAUAAAGUCUUUAAAUGCUUUUAAUUAUUUAUAAUGGCUCCUGCAGUGUCACGAGAAGGACGGAUUUUAUGAUCAUAAAUGUAAGGGACAUUUUAAUGAAUUAAAGGCAUUUAAGAGUUUCUUUAUAAUAACAUGGUUCUUUUGAGAAUUUUCAUUUUUAUCUUUCCCAGAGAACC
Molecule: messenger RNA, 5491 nt
Organism: Bufo gargarizans (Asiatic toad)
Lineage: Eukaryota; Metazoa; Chordata; Amphibia; Anura; Bufonidae
Product: oocyte zinc finger protein XlCOF8.4-like
Exons: 5
Coding region: 2498-4066 (522 amino acids)
Biological process (GO): regulation of DNA-templated transcription
Source: RefSeq, a predicted model, not a curated record